AAAGGAGACAAAAUAAACAUUUUUUUUUUCAAAAAACAAAGAGAAACAAGAAAAGGGGCCCUGUGCUUUCCGUUCAAAUGGCAAAAACCCUCGAUCACCGUGAGCUCUGCGUUGUCUACACAAAACCCUCGGUCCCUGUGAGACGCCCUGCCUUUCUGCAUUCUCCUUGAUUUGUCGGGUAAAAUCUUUUUGGUGCCAGUCAAACCCUGUGAGACGCCCUGCCUUUCGCUCCUUCGAGCGGGGAAUCUUUAUCCGUGGAAAUUUUGGACGAGCAACACCAGCCUUGCAAUCAACGUCGUUCUCUACUUGGGCUUAUAAAUAUUAUUACCACCUGCUUUCCCAUUCAACCAACCUUUCUGCCUUUUCUCCACCCUAAGGAAAAAAUAUAAAACUUUAUGUAAAGGAUACCUAUAUAUACCACAAUUUUAUGAAGAAAAAAAAAACGGAACAAUCCUUUGGGAAGCUGAGAAGCAGCCAUAUACUUGAAGCAAAAUUUAUCACAGGGAACAAGCAGCCCGAAUGGUUGGCCCCUACAAGGGCACCGUCACUCUCAUUAAUUUCAGCAAAUUGGCCGGUGGCGAUUUUAUUUUCAUAAACUCCGCGCUUCCGCUGUCAGAUUGACAGUGGAUUUGUGAAAAACAAAGUUCCGCAGAACAUUCUGCAGUUAAAUGAGGGCUUUGCUUUUUUUUAUUAUCAUAUUUACAAACGGUCAAAACUUACCACUUGAAUGGAUACGUAAAUUGGAUAAAUAAUUUAUAUGUCGUUUUUGAUCCGGAUAUCUACAGAGCUUUUGUUGUAGGGUUUAACUAAAAUUGGAGGAAGAUGAGGAUUAUGAUAAAGGGAGGUGUUUGGAAAAACACCGAAGAUGAGAUUCUGAAGGCGGCUGUUAUGAAAUAUGGGAAGAAUCAAUGGGCGCGUAUUUCUUCUCUGCUUGUUCGGAAAUCAGCAAAGCAGUGCAAAGCCCGGUGGUAUGAGUGGCUCGAUCCUUCUAUCAAAAAGACAGAAUGGACAAGAGAAGAGGAUGAGAAGCUACUUCACCUUGCAAAACUUAUGCCAACACAGUGGAGGACAAUUGCACCAAUUGUUGGGCGAACUCCAUCUCAGUGCCUGGAACGUUAUGAGAAACUUUUGGAUGCGGCCUGUGUGAAGGAUGAAAACUAUGAACCUGCUGAUGAUCCUCGGAAGCUAAGGCCUGGUGAAAUAGAUCCUAAUCCAGAAUCCAAACCUGCAAGGCCUGAUCCAGUUGAUAUGGAUGAAGAUGAAAAAGAGAUGUUAUCUGAAGCACGAGCUCGCUUAGCCAACACUCGAGGUAAAAAAGCAAAGAGAAAAGCACGAGAAAAGCAACUUGAGGAGGCAAGAAGGCUUGCCUCUCUUCAGAAACGGAGGGAAUUGAAGGCAGCAGGCAUUGAAGGCAAGCAGAGGAAAAGAAAGAGAAAAGGAAUUGAUUAUAAUGCAGAGAUUCCAUUUGAGAAGAAGCCUCCUCCGGGAUUUUUUGAUGUUGUUGAUGAGGAAAGACAGGUCGAGCAGCCUCAGUUUCCAACUACAAUAGAAGAGCUAGAAGGAAAGAGACGGGUUGAUAUAGAAGCUCAGUUAAGGAAACAAGAUAUUGCACGCAAUAAAAUUGUACAGAGGCAUGAUACACCCUCAGCUGUAAUGCAGGUUAACAAGCUCAAUGAUCCAGAAGCAGUUAGGAAGAGAUCAAAACUCAUGCUUCCAGCUCCACAAAUUUCAGAUCGAGAGCUUGAAGAAAUAGCAAAAAUGGGUUAUGCAAGUGACCUUGUUUUGGGGGAAGAUGAACUUGCAGGCGGUAGUGGUGCUGCCCGUGACCUCCUUGCAAACUAUAGUCAGACUCCACGGCUGGGCAUGACACCUUUAAGAACGCCACAAAGAACUCCAGGUGGGAAAGGAGAUGCCAUUAUGAUGGAGGCUGAAAAUCAAGCACGUUUAAGAGAGGCACAAACUCCACUUUUUGGGGGAGAAAAUCCAGAGUUGCAUCCUUCAGAUUUCUCGGGAGUCACUCCCAAGAAAAAGGAGGUUCAGACUCCGAAUCCUAUUGCAACACCUUUGCACACUCCUGGAGCAAUUGGUUUAACUCCUCGAAUUGGAAUGACUCCAUCAAGAGAGAUAUCUACAUUUGGCAUGACUCCUAAAGGGACUCCUAUUAGAGAUGAGCUUCAUAUAAAUGAAGGUAUGGAAACUCCUGACAGCUCCAAGGCUGAAAGUCGAAGGCAAGCAGAGAUAAGAAGGAACUUGCGAGCUGGUUUAAGUGAACUUCCUGCACCGCAGAAUGAAUAUCAGAUAGUUGCCCCUGACCCUCCAACAGAUGAUGUUGAAGUGGCAGAACAAAUGGAAGAAGACAUGUCUGAUAAAUUAGCUAGAGAGAAAGCAGAAGCAGCUGCAAGACAGGUAGCAUUGCUUAGAAAAAGAUCAAAGGUUUUGCAGAGAGGCCUUCCAAGACCUCCUGUUGCUGCUGUGGAUUUAAUUAGGAAUUCUUUGAAAAGAAUAGAUGAUGAUAAUGGUUCUCUUGCACCAGCAAACUUAAUGGAGCAAGCUGAUGAAUUGAUCAGAAAAGAACUAAUGUCUUUACUGGAGCAUGACAUUGCGAAGUAUCCAUUUGAAGAUGACCUUACAAAGGAGAAAAAGAAAGGCAGCAAGAAUACUUCAAUUGGAAGGCCACAAGUUCCUAUUCCUCAAAUAGAUGAUUUUGAUGAGGGAGAACUAAUAGAGGUAGCCCAGUUAAUUGAAGAUGAAGUCUCAAUCUUAAGAGUGGGAAUGGGGCAUGGAGAAGCUUCAGUGGAUGAUUUUGCUGAAGCCCAUGAUGCUUGUCUGGAAGAUAUGAUGUUCUUCCCUGGUCGUAACAGCUAUGGUCUUGCAAGUGUGGCCAGUGUUACAGAUAAACUUACAGCACUACAACAUGAAUUUGAAAAUGUGCGGAAUCAUAUGGAAAGUGGGACAAGAAAAGCUGUUCGUCUUGAGACGAAGUUGAAAAUGUUGACUCAAGGCUAUCAAGUGAGGGCUGGUAAAUUGUGGACACAAAUAGAGGCAGCCUUCAAACAGGCAGAUACUUCUGGGACUGAACUGGAAUGUUUCCGGGCAUUACACAAGCAAGAGGAAUUGGCAGCUUCUAACAGAAAUGAAAGUUUACGAGAAGCAGUCAGUCAGCAAAAAGACCUUGAAAGAAAACUACAGAUUCGAUAUGAAAAUCUGCUUGUGGAACAGGAUAACAUGCAGAAAUCUAUACAGGAACACAAUAAAAGGACAGCUGAACAAAAUGAUACUAGCAAAGGGGAUGGCAGCAACCCUGAGCUGGCACAAUUGGCUUCUCGCCAGGUUGAUAUAGGUAGAUUAGAAACUGAGAACGUUGUGAAUGACAGUAACUCCGAUCUGGCACAGUGGGUCCCUCACCAGGUUGAUAUGGGUGGAUUAGAAACUGAGAAGGUUGUGGGUGGCAGCAAUCCUGAGUCAGCACAGUUGGCUUCAUGCCAGGUUGAUAUGGGGGGAUUAGAAACUGAGAAGGUUGUCACAGAAGCCUGGGUAGUUUCAUCUGAAGGCAAUGAUAUUGCUAUGUCAGAGAGUAGUGAGGCUCUUGAUGAUCAUCAUUCUUUGUCACUUGUCCAGGAUGGUAUUGAGAAGGUUAGCACUUCUGGUCAAAACAAAGAUAAUGCAGAAUUUUCUGAAAAGGCUACCAAUAUGAGGACUGAUUAUGCACUAAAGUUGGAUGGGCUUUACUCUAUUUUAGAGGAUGAAAACAUUGAUCAAGUCCCACAUGAUAAGGCCAAGUAGGUGGUUGAUUCAGAUGAGCAGACUCCUGUUUUAUGUAGUGAACAUAUUGAACAAGUUGUUCAGCAUCAGAGUGACCUGAUGGUCACAUUGGAUGGUCAGAUUUCUGUUGCAGAUGAUGUGGAUGCUCAACAUGAAAAUCAACAUAGUACUGAUAUGGUAGCUCAGACAGAGAGUUCGAAUACUGUUUUCACAUAUGACAAUGUUUAACAAUCAAGCCAACAGAAUACAAACAUGGUAAUUCAGUCAGAUGGUCAGCAUGAUGUUCCAAUGGAUGAGAAUGUUGAACAAGCAAACCGACACAUUACUGGCCUGGUAGCUCAGCCAGAAGUUCAGAAUGAUGUUUUGUUGGAUGAGAAUGUUGAAACAAAUCAACAUAAUACUGACCUGGUAGCUCAUUCAGACAGUCAGAAUGCACUUAUAAAGGAUGAAGAUGUUGAACGAAUUGAAAAAGAGAAAGAAAUGGUGGAAUCAUCAAUACCUCCUCCAAAUGAUAUCAGCAAAGAUGUUAUUGGACCCGUGAAGUUGCAGAAUCCUCUUUCAAAGUUAGUUGUGGAUUUGUCACUUGAAGAUCUUAAUACACAGGUAGAGGUUUCGGAUAAUAUGGAACAAGGUUUUGGCAACAAGGUUGAAGAUCCCCACAAACAGGUAGAGGUUUCAGAUUUGGAACAAUGCAUUUCAGCACAGACUAAUGCAGAGGUUGGCAACAAGGUUGAUGCCAUUGUGGAUGAUUGUAAAGCUAGGUUUGAAGAGCAAGUGGUUUUGUCAAAAGAUGAUGAUGGAACACAAAAUGUUAUUAUUGCAGAGAAGGAUGAGUCCGCUUCACAUACUGAGCAUGUUAAACCUUCAUAACAAUAUUUUGAAAAUGACAAGGUCUUCAUCUGUUUAGGUUUUGUUAGCAUGAAACAAAGCUACAAUCCAGAGUCGUCAUUAUGAAGGUGGGGUGUGGGCCAUUACUUUGGGAAUUAAACAUUCUUCUUAGGCAAGACCUACACUGACUACUAUCUGGUGGAUUGCUUACUAUAAUUGUCUUUGAGACAGUCCAUGUACUUAAAGAGUAAAUUUUUUAACUUAAUCCUUUGUCAGUCUUCCUAGACUAUAAAAAUCUAAUAAUUUUAUUAGUUCUGUUCACGGUUGCACCAACAUUGCUAUAUUAUACCUUAUGCCACUUUACGAUUUUCUUUUGGGCAUAGGUCAGUGACCAGUCCACUUACACCUGGGUUCACACACUUGACUAACUUGUUGAGUUUAUGCUUUCUAUUCACUUUGCACUUAUUGAAUGUAAGAAAACAGAGUGUUAUUGGAGCUUUUGAUACUGUUGAAGAAGUUCAAAUUUUGGCUUCCUAUAUCAAAGUUUGACCUACUAGGGUAUAUAUGUUGGCUAUUUUGUACAAUUGAAAAAAGAAUUCUCCAAAUUGUUGGUUUAUAAACAA
Messenger RNA from Cryptomeria japonica (Japanese cedar), 5213 nucleotides. Its product is annotated as cell division cycle 5-like protein. NCBI's taxonomy places the organism in Eukaryota, Viridiplantae, Streptophyta, Pinopsida, Cupressales, Cupressaceae. Bases 823 to 3783 code for a protein of 986 amino acids. The record is from RefSeq and is a predicted model, not a curated record. Gene Ontology annotation, cellular component: Prp19 complex; spliceosomal complex. Gene Ontology annotation, biological process: mRNA splicing, via spliceosome. The transcript is spliced from 4 exons.